Spathaspora passalidarum NRRL Y-27907 is the source of this 1776-nucleotide messenger RNA. RefSeq names its product bifunctional fructose-2,6-bisphosphate 2-phosphatase/6-phosphofructo-2-kinase. Gene Ontology annotation, molecular function: 6-phosphofructo-2-kinase activity; ATP binding; fructose-2,6-bisphosphate 2-phosphatase activity. Lineage: Eukaryota; Fungi; Ascomycota; Pichiomycetes; Serinales; Debaryomycetaceae. Gene Ontology annotation, cellular component: cytosol. The transcript has a single exon. The record is from RefSeq and is a predicted model, not a curated record. The coding region runs from base 85 to 1719 and encodes 544 amino acids. Gene Ontology annotation, biological process: fructose 2,6-bisphosphate metabolic process; fructose metabolic process.
GCUGCUAACCGCUACACAUCACACAUAAAAAAAAUUUGGGUUUUCUUGGAAUUUUCUAUUCUCUCCUAAAACAAUAAAUCUCACAUGUCAAGUUCUGCAAUUUCUGAUGACGAAGGUGAACUUUAUAAUGGAUUUGGAAGUUCACCUAUUUCCAGAAACCAAAUGAGAACUACUAAACGGUGGUCGUUCCACAACAACACGAGACCUUUAAUGGACUUACCGGUGGAUGCCAACACUGGUGGCAAGCCUAGACGAUUAAGUGAUAUCACUGGUGAGGAUGGUGUGCAUAAAACACUCAACCCUUAUUCUGAAUGGGGUGGUGCUCAGUUAUACUCUACCGAAUCUGGGAGGUUGUUCCAUGCUGGGAAGAUUAUUAUCGCUUUGGCGGGCUUACCGGGUAGAGGUAAGACCCAUUUGUCAGUUUCAUUGACAAGAUAUUUAAGAUGGUUGGGUGUAAAGACUCAUUCAUUUCAUCUAGGUGAUUAUAGAAGAGCCACUGCUGAAGAUAAUAACUUAACUCAUGAUUUGUUUGUGCCUACUCCAAGUAGUAAACAGGCACAUGCAGUUAGAGAAAAAGCUGUGAAUGAAUGUCUUAAUGAUAUUUUGAAUUUCUUCAAAGCAGACAAGGGACAAGUUGCCAUAUAUGAUGCAGUUAAUGCCAUUCCUGAAUUUAGAUUGGAAUUACACAAGAAAUUUACUGAGUUAAAUAUCCAGGUCUUAUUUAUUGAGAGUUUAGUAACUGAUGACAAAAUUAUUCAAAAGAAUAUCGAGGAAGCUGCAAGACUAUCUCCAGAUUAUACCAAUUGGGAUUAUGAAAAGGCUAAGAAGGAUUAUAGUGAAAGAAUUAAUGCAUUGGCACCAUAUUAUCAACCCAUGGGCACAGAAGAAAGUCAAUUAUCAUAUAUUAAAUUUGUUAACUUUGGGGAGCGAAUUGAAUUACACAAUUCCAGUUAUGGAUAUUUGAUUAAUAAGGUUGUGUUUUAUCUUAUGAAUUCUCGAAUUAAACUGGGUUCGGUUUUCUUUGCCAGAUGUUACAAGAAUACUAUGGAUUAUGCACUGGAUCCACCAUUGGAUGCCGAAGGUAUUCAGUAUGCCAAGAAUUUAACAUUGACAUUGGUUGAACAUUUGAAAUAUUGUGGUAAGGAUUACAUCGGUGAAGGAAGUAUAUUAAGACCAGCCGAAUUAAAGCGAGAACUCUCUGUCGAUGAAAGACAACCGCCAACUGGAGUUGAUGGAGUUGAUAAAGAUUCAUUGGUCAUAUGGACAUCAGUUAAGAAGAGAACUAUUGCAACUACGCAAUUCUUUACUAAGCGUAACAUUAAAGUAAGACAUAGAAUUCAAUUAUCUCAGAAAAAUCCUGGUAUUGUUGGAUCUAUGUCUGAAUCAGAAAUUGAGGAGAAAUACCCCGAGUUUUAUCAACAAUAUGAACAAGAUCCUUAUCAUUAUAGAUUCCCUCGAGCAGAAUCAUACCAUGAUUUAGCCAUCAAGAUUGAACCCUUGAUUUUAGAGAUGGAAAGAAUGAGUGGAGACAUUUUGAUUAUUGCUGAUGAAACAAUUUUGCAAGUUUUCUAUGGUUAUUUAAUGUCAUGUUCCUGUUAUGAAAUCCCAUCCUUGAAUUUCAAAGAAGAUGAAAUUAUUGAAAUCAAGUUUAAUGCAUAUUCCAAUUCUGCUGAGCGGAUAAAGAUUAAGGAUUUUGCAAACACAUUGAAUGUUAAAUAGUUUUUUUUUGUAUAACUGUGUGUAUUUAGAACGUUACAAUUUUGUUUAAUUUUGCUC